Molecule: messenger RNA, 2193 nt
Organism: Osmerus eperlanus (European smelt)
Lineage: Eukaryota; Metazoa; Chordata; Actinopteri; Osmeriformes; Osmeridae
Gene: cdc40
Product: cell division cycle 40 homolog (S. cerevisiae)
Exons: 15
Coding region: 32-1768 (578 amino acids)
Biological process (GO): mRNA splicing, via spliceosome
Cellular component (GO): catalytic step 2 spliceosome
Molecular function (GO): protein binding; mRNA binding
Source: RefSeq, a predicted model, not a curated record
UCGUUUCCGGUCAGUUUUCACAACAUCCAACAUGUCUGCCGCCGUAGGAUCCCUCGUUUCGUACAGGAGCGAUUCAGAUUCGGAAAAUGAGUCAGAAUCUAAUGCCAGUCCCCAAAAUGUUGAUCCUGACGCUGUGGCACAUCUUCUGCCGUUAAAAUCAAACACAACCAUGUCUUUGGCUGUCCUUAAUGCUGCUCCGGAGGUUGCGGUGAAGGAGGCAGUUGAGACGGGUACACACCUCGACCCCUCCCUCAAAGAGGUCACUUACAACCCUACUUAUGAAACCAUGUUUGCACCAGAGUUUGGCCCAUCCAACCCAUAUAGAUCCCAGCAGAUGUCCGCCCCGAGGAACAUGCUUUCCGGCUACGCAGAACCUGCUCACGUCAACGACUUCAUGUUCGAGCAGCAACGGAGGACGUUCUCCACCUUCGGCUAUGCUCUGGAUCCCUCAGUGGACACCAGUCAGGUUUCCUCCAACAGCUACAUAGGGGCAGUGGACGAAGCAGAAAAGAAGAAAGGUCUAACUGUUUUUGAGGUUGGGCCGAAGAAGCCUGACAAAAGGAAGAAGGUGAAAGGGGGUGAAGCGGAGGACAUGGACAACUUCCUGGGGCCGUGGGCGAAGUAUGCGGAUGAGAAGGACGGAGCUAAACCUAGUGAGGAGGAGCAGAAGGAGCUGGAUGAGAUCACUGCCAAGCGCCAGAAAAAGGGGAGGAAUGAGGACGAGGCUCCAGCGGAGGAGAAGACCGUUCUCCAUGUCAAAGACAUGUACGACUACCAGGGUAGGUCCUACCUUCACAUCCCCCAGGAUGUGGGCAUCAACCUGCGGACCACAGACAUACCAGACAAAUGUUACCUGCCCAAGAAACAGAUCCAUGUCUGGUCUGGGCAUACCAAGGGUGUCAGUGCUAUCCGUCUGUUUCCCAUGUCUGGUCAUCUGUUGCUGUCCUCCUCUAUGGACUGUAAGAUUAAGUUGUGGGAGGUGUACAACGAGAGACGGUGCGUAAGGACAUUCAUUGGCCACAGCAAAGCGGUACGAGAUAUCUGCUUCAAUAACACGGGCACCCAGUUCAUGAGCGCGGCCUACGAUCGCUACCUCAAACUGUGGGACUCCGAGACAGGCCAGUGCAUCUCCAAGUUCACCAACAGGAAGGUGCCCUACUGCGUCAAGUUCAACCCCGACGAGGAUAAGCAGAACCUGUUUGUGGCUGGCAUGUCAGAUAAGAAGAUCGUUCAGUGGGACGUCAGGACGGGUGAUGUGGUCCAGGAGUACGACCGUCACUUGGGUGCGGUCAACACCAUCACUUUCGUGGACGAGAACCGGCGCUUUGUCAGCACGUCUGACGACAAGUCCCUCCGCGUCUGGGAGUGGGACAUUCCUGUGGAUUUCAAGUACAUCGCGGAGCCUAGCAUGCACUCCAUGCCAGCUGUGACUCUGUCUCCUAAUGGUAAGUGGCUGGCCUGCCAGUCCAUGGACAACCAGAUCCUGAUCUUCGGAGCCCAGAACCGCUUCCGUCUGAACAAGAAGAAGAUCUUCAAGGGUCACAUGGUGGCGGGCUAUGCCUGUCAGGUGGACUUCUCUCCAGACAUGAGUUACGUGGUGUCUGGGGAUGCUGACGGGAAGCUUAACAUCUGGGAUUGGAAGACCACUAAGCUGUACCACCGCAUCAAGGCCCAUGACAAGGUGUGCAUCAGCGCGCUCUGGCACCCCCACGAGACCUCCAAGGUCAUCACCUGCGGCUGGGAUGGCCAGAUCAAACUCUGGGACUAGACCCUAGCGGCUCCUAAUCUGGAGGGGGUUACACCCUACCUGUGGGCCUGGAAGGCAGAGGCACAGGGGCCCUACUUUGGGAAAUUGAGAGAAAGAAAGUUUAUUUUGUAUUUUUUUUGGGGGGGGGGUCUCCCCUGGGAGACAGGGUUUCUGUCCUGUGUUUUCUAUAAUUGCUGGCCGUGGGCUGGUAUCCAGUCCUGUUGUAGUCAUGUUUAUCUGUCUCAAGAGGAGGGGAAAUGGUGUAUAUGUAGACUGAGAUGAAAGACACAGCAAAAGUAUAUUUGUAAGGAUGUGAUUUUAUCUUGCUUUUUUGUUUUAAUCAAUGUCCCCUUCCUCACAGACAUUUUUAAUCCUAGAUUAAAUAUUUCUUUAUUUUUGGAGAAAAAAAACAGUCCCUUUGUGAAAAUUAAACAUUUCGUACAUUU